CGCUGGCCCCCAGCGCUCAGCUCCCUCCACCGCCGCCGCCGGGACGAUGGAAGCGACGGUGGCGCCCGGCGAGGUGCUCAUGAGCCAGGCCAUCCAGCCGGCGCACGCCGACUCCCGCGGGGAGCUGAGCGCCGGGCAGCUGCUCAAGUGGAUGGACACCACCGCCUGCCUGGCGGCUGAAAAACAUGCCGGGAUCUCGUGCGUCACAGCCUCCAUGGAUGACAUUCUGUUUGAGGACACAGCUAGAAUUGGACAAAUUAUUACCAUCCGAGCAAAAGUGACUCGAGCGUUCAGCACGAGCAUGGAGAUCAGUAUCAAGGUCAUAGUACAGGACAAGUUCACCGGCGCUGAGAAGCUCCUCUGUGUGGCUUUCUCUACGUUUGUGGCUAAACCAGUUGGAAAAGAAAAGGUCCAUUUAAAACCGGUCCCGCUUCAGACGGAGCAAGACCAAGUACAGCACAGUCUGGCGUCGGAGAGAAGGAGAGUUCGCCUACAGCAUGAGAAUACCUUCAACAACAUCAUGAAGGAAAGCGGCAGGUUCGAUGACCCCGUUUACAACGGUGAAGAAGGGACGGCUACCACCACGGGCACCUCCGUUCAGAGCAUUGAGCUUGUCCUGCCAACCCACGCAAACCAUCAUGGAAACACGUUUGGCGGGCAGAUUAUGGCAUGGAUGGAGACGGUGGCAACCAUUUCUGCAAGCCGCCUGUGCCAUGGGCACCCCUUUCUGAAGUCUGUGGACAUGUUUAAAUUCCGGGGACCAUCCACAGUUGGGGACCGCCUCGUCUUCAAUGCCAUAGUCAACAACACGUUUCAGAACAGUGUGGAAGUUGGAGUGCGUGUUGAGGCCUUUGACUGUCAGGAGUGGGCUGAGGGCCGAGGCCGCCACAUCAACAGCGCUUUUCUCAUUUACAAUGCUGUUGAUGAUCAGGAGGAGGUCAUCAUCUUCCCCAGAAUCCAACCCAUAUCAAAGGAUGAUGUUCGACGUUAUCAGGGAGCUAUUGCAAGAAGAAGAAUUCGCCUAGGCAGGAAAUAUGUUAUUUCCCACAAAAAAGAAGUUCCACUCAACACACAAUGGGAUAUAAGCAAAAAGGGAUCCCUAAGUAAUGCCAAUGUGGAAGCUCUCAAAAAUUUGGCAUCCAAAAGCGGUUGGGAGAUUACCACCACCUUGGAGAAGAUCAAAAUAUAUACCCUGGAAGAACAAGAUGCCAUAUCUGUUAAGGUUGAAAAGCGUGUUGGCAGUCCAGCACACACGGCUUAUCAUCUCUUGUCCGACUUCACAACGCGACCUUUGUGGGACCCCCAUUACAUAUCCUGUGAAGUCAUAGACCAGGUGAGUGAGGAUGAUCUGAUAUAUCACAUCACCUGUUCUGUGGUAAAUGGAGACAAACCCAAAGACUUCGUCGUACUUGUGUCACGGAGAAAGCCUCUCCAAGAUGACAACACUUACGCUGUAGCAGUGAAGUCUGUUUCCCUGUCGUCCGUCCCGCCAUACCCACAGUACAUCAGAAGCGAGGUCAUAUGUGCUGGGUUCCUCAUCCAGGCUGUGGACAGCAGUUCAUGCACUGUAUCGUACCUGAAUCAGAUGUCAGACAGCAUCCUCCCUUACUUUGCUGGCAAUAUUGGUGGCUGGUCAAAAUCCAUUGAGGAAGCUGCAGCCGCUUGCAUAAAAUUCAUAGAGAAUGCUGCUCAUGAUGGACUUAAAAGUGUGUUAUAAAUGGUCAGUUCUCAAUUACCUGUAAUUUAAUUUCCCAGGCUUAAUUCCAAGUGUCCUUAGCCCUUUCACUCGGCAAGCUUUGGGGCCAUACAAUGAUUUAAUGGCAGCCUAAGCAAGGUGCAGUUAAGAAGAUAUUAAAAACCAGCGUGUGUUCUGGUGAUUUGGAUUCAAACUACAAGACCUCUAAAACCCCAUUGUACAGACAUUGGGAAACUGCCUGGAUGCAAUAUUGUCACAAAGUUAGUGAAAACUCUCACGGACAUCUCCAGAUUACAGACGUUCAACGUGUAUUCUGCGAUGACAAGUUUAUAAAAUGUGAAACGAUGGCUUUAAGGCUUUAAGCUGAUGGGUGUUUAAUAUUGUUCCAUGGGCAGCAGAUGUCUCUGUCAGGGGUCUCUGAGAAGAUGUAUUCCAUGUUUUAGA
Messenger RNA from Peromyscus californicus insignis, 2140 nucleotides. It is a transcript of the gene Acot12, whose product is annotated as acyl-CoA thioesterase 12. The coding region runs from base 47 to 1717 and encodes 556 amino acids. Lineage: Eukaryota; Metazoa; Chordata; Mammalia; Rodentia; Cricetidae. Gene Ontology annotation, molecular function: lipid binding; acetyl-CoA hydrolase activity. The transcript has 15 exons. Gene Ontology annotation, cellular component: extracellular exosome. The record is from RefSeq and is a predicted model, not a curated record.